Molecule: messenger RNA, 315 nt
Organism: Trichobilharzia szidati
Lineage: Eukaryota; Metazoa; Platyhelminthes; Trematoda; Strigeidida; Schistosomatidae
Source: the annotation of a GenBank genome assembly
AUGGAAGUUUUUACGCUGCUUAUAAUUAGUCGUUUACGUGAUGAAUUAUUCCCUCCAGUUGAAGCAUUAGACUUAGGCUAUGCACCACCAGAAUUCCACCGGAAUCUCUCAGUGGAACAAGUUGAUCAAAUUGUCAAUCUAUUCACACCGAUUUGUUUAAAUCAUUUUCUUUAUUCAAAAUCAAUUACAAUUGUUAAUAUAGCUGUAAAAAUUAUUCCAAUGUUGUGUAAAUUACGACCAAGUCUAGUGUUACCAAAUCUUCUCAACGAUCUUGAAUUUGUAGUUGUAGCAGUAGUACCAAUUGUUCUGGUUUGA